Molecule: messenger RNA, 1097 nt
Organism: Haliotis rubra (blacklip abalone)
Lineage: Eukaryota; Metazoa; Mollusca; Gastropoda; Lepetellida; Haliotidae
Source: RefSeq, a predicted model, not a curated record
AGAUACAGUAUAGUUCAAUGUGCAACAGCCACUAAACUAGCAUCAUUUUUACAAUUCAAAAAAUAAUUAUUUGAGCGUUCAACAGGAAAGAAUGAAAACUUUCGCAAUUGUUUACUUGAAUAGUCAGUGACAUAUUGACCAGUAUUUGAUUUUAGAAUAGUCACAUUUUAAACAUGAUGUAUUUAUCUAUAUGAUACGUAUUGGUGAAGUCGUAAUUUACGUUCAUAAAUAUAAUGUUCGUUGUGGGUAAAGGGCUUACCUCUAAUUUUUAAUGGCUGAAAGGUAAAUCAGCAACCAAACCUUUUUAAGUCUCCAUGAGUAAAUACUGAGAUGGGCUAACGUUUGGAGUUUGGAGAUCUAUUACAGGGAACGGCAGUACCUAGUUUUACCCAAACACACAGCAUCUCGGGUGAGAACACAGGUGCUGCUAUGACCUUAACAUCUCUGGAAGAUGCUUUGUCAACACCAGUAAGAGAGAAGUACCAGAAACGUAUCCACAAGGGAUAUGAUGUAGUUGGGCUGUCUCCAUGUUUUGACACUUACGAGAAACUUUAUGAUAAGUCAUGCAUGAAGACUACCAGUAUCCGUGAUGCAACCUCAACCACUGCGGACAUAUCUGGACUGGAACUCUCUGCUAGUGCCGCUACAUCCUUUGAUAUAAUUUUGCAUAAUUUGGUUACAGAUGUGAAGCGUAAUCUUGUACUUAAGGAUGUAGCUGGUCUACCCAUUGGUCAUGUGACAAGAGGUCGAGGGUCAUUCAGGCGAAUUCUUGAUGUGGGUGGCAGUGUGUUCGGAGCAGCUGGAGAACCUGUUCCAAGUUUCCCCCCUUGGCCUGCACCAGCAGAGAAAGGAGGAGGCGUGGUCAUACCUUGUCAUUGCGUGAUUAACCACGGCAACAGAGACAUGGCUUUUGUGACAAUUAAGAAUGCCCUGUUACUUAUGCCAGAGGUGGAAUCAAUGAGGCUGGAAUAGACACUAGUUUGUUUCUCUUUUGGACAUAUGAAGAUACACACACAUACAGAGUUCAAAUAUGUUAGUAUUAAUUUAUUAUUUUCGUUAGCUUUACUUUCAGUGACUGAUGAUGAUAAAUGUCUUAU